Sitophilus oryzae (rice weevil) is the source of this 656-nucleotide messenger RNA. RefSeq lists its product as uncharacterized. The record is from RefSeq and is a predicted model, not a curated record. Lineage: Eukaryota; Metazoa; Arthropoda; Insecta; Coleoptera; Curculionidae. Bases 131 to 463 code for a protein of 110 amino acids. The transcript has 2 exons.
UUAUUACUUGUCAACAAACCGAGCAUGUUUAUCUGUCAAAUUUGACAACAAUUUUUUUCUCUUUGAAUCAAAAAAUCAUUAGAUUUCAGUUUUAGCGAUUAUUAAUUAACAACUCGAACAAAAACUUAAGAUGACCCAUAAUAGGAAGCGAACACGAAGUUUUCAAGAUGAGACAGAGUUUAUGCCUCUUUCAAAGAGAAUUAAUAAUUUACAUAUUCACAAUAUGUUAAGUGAACAAGGACCUUUAAUAAGCGCAGAAUGGAAUUUACAAGGACCAUCAAAUACACAAAAUGUCAGGCUACCAGAUUCUCCUAGUGAAUCUGAAAGGAGUAUAGAAUCAAAUUUUAGUCCUCCAUAUUCACCAGCAUUAAAUGAAUCUCAAAAUCCUCACUAUUUCAAUAUUAAUAAAGUGUUAUAUGAGAUGUAUCUUGAACGAUUAAAUAGAGGAUGCCAUCAAAUUUAGAUACAUACAUUAUCAAAAUGUGACUUUAUACAGCAUAGCCAUUUAUUGACUAGUGUUAGAUGUAUUUUUAUGCUGUAAAAAGUGAUCGAUACAUUCUUUUUGUACUGCCAAUAAAUAAGUUUGUUUUAAUUGUAAUAUUGAGGUUUAGUUAUAAAUGACAUUUUGUACAAAAUAUAAUUUAUUGUAAUGAUUA